This is a messenger RNA of Arabidopsis arenosa, 1683 nucleotides long. The record is from the annotation of a GenBank genome assembly. Lineage: Eukaryota; Viridiplantae; Streptophyta; Magnoliopsida; Brassicales; Brassicaceae.
CAUCUCCUAAACAGUGAGCACCAUGGAAACACUAGAAACUGAGAAAUUCUUCUCAGACAAUAAACCUCUGCUAAAACCAAUUUCAGAUCAUUCGGAGAUCAAGACAUAUGCAAGAAGAAACGCUGUUGUCUCAGUUCUACUUCAGCCCUUCCAAUGGUUACAAAUGCUGAGUUCUAGGCUAAACCUAAGCUUUGUGUUAGGUGUGGUGCUUGUUUACGGCGUAAACCAAGGGUUCUCUGGUUCGAUAUUCAAAGUCGUCACAGACUAUUACUGGAAAGAUGUCCAGCAAGUGCAGCCAUCGGUUGUGCAGCUUUACAUGGGGUUAUAUUACAUUCCGUGGGUCAUGAGACCCAUUUGGGGUCUCUUCACCGAUGUUUUCCCCAUCAAAGGUUACAAAAGAAAGCCUUAUUUUGUCGUUUCUGGUGUUCUUGGUUUGGUAUCUGCGAUUGCUAUUGCUGUUCUUGGUAAGUUGCCCGCUGCUUUGGCUUUGAGCUGCCUCUUAGGUGUCUCUGCAGCUAUGGCUAUUGCAGAUGUGGUGAUUGAUGCAUGUAUAGCAACAAACAGCAUCAAUAUCCGAUCUCUGGCCCCUGAUAUACAGAGCCUUUGUAUGGUUUGUUCAUCUGCUGGCUCUUUGGUUGGAUACGCAACUAGUGGAGUCUUUGUUCACCGGCUUGGACCUCAGGGAGCACUAGGGGUGUUAGCAUUUUCGCCUGCGACUAUCGUCAUACUUGGGUUUUUCAUCUACGAGAAAAGGUCUUCUACUGUUCCUAUACAGAAAAACAAAAAGGACACAGACGGCUUAGGAGUAGCGGUGAAGGGAAUGUGCAAAACAAUAAAGUACCCUGAAGUGUGGAAGCCAUCACUUUACAUGUUCAUAUCCUUAGCUCUCAACAUCAGCACUCAUGAAGGCCACUUCUACUGGUACACUGAUCCUACAGCUGGGCCCGCCUUUUCCCAGGAGUUUGUGGGAAUAAUCUAUGCGAUCGGGGCAUUGGCAUCUAUGUUUGGAGUUCUCAUAUACCACAAGAAGCUCAAAGGCUAUUCCUUUAGGAACAUACUCUUCUUCGCACAGCUUCUAUACGUCUUCUCAGGAAUGCUUGAUCUAGUCUUCGUCAAACGCUGGAACUUAACUCUCGGGAUACCAGAUUCCUUGUUUGUGAUAACCGAAGAAUCUCUCACGAAGAUGAUAAGUAAGAUUAGGUGGAUCCCCAUGGUGGUUCUCAGCACAAGGCUUUGUCCUCUGGGAAUCGAAGGCACCUUCUUUGCUUUCCUCAUGUGCAUUGAUAGUUUUGGACAGCUUGCUUCUAAAUGGGGUGGAGGGCUCGUUCUUCACGCUUUUGGUGUCACGAGACACGAGUUUGGGAAUCUCUGGCUCGUGAUUCUUAUAAGGAAUCUGUUGAGACUAGUCACCGUGUGUUUCGUUUUCCUCGUUCCAGAUUCCGAUCAUUUGGAUGAUCUUGUACCCUCUGAUGUGUUGCCAAAGAAACAAUCAGAAGAUGAUGAUGACAGCGACAUUAAACUUUUGCUUCUGUAAAUGUCUAAAGGAGAAAAUUUUAGCAACAGUGAAUGUUAAGAUCAAAAACUUAGAAGAGAAAACUUGUCGGUUAAAUCUGCUAAUCAGAUGGAAACAGCUUGUAGUUUUUCAUAUUUAAAAGGAAAUACGCGCCGUUUUAUCGUACUACA